GGGAGGCUCUUCUUGGCUUAUUGGCUCUGGCUCCGUUGGCCCAAAGCUUUAUCUUCUUCCUCUCUGGACCUCAGAGUGCUGAAAGCAACAUCAGGAUCACCAGGACGGGUCAGCCUCACAGCCAAGCAGCUUACUUGCCUUACAAAAUACCUACUGCCUCUUCCCUUUUGGCUUUGCCAACGCAGUAAUCAUCGGAAAAGAUACUUUUACAUUUUAACCAUUAUAUUUGGUUGUUCACAAUGGAAGGGUCAUUCAGGGAAUCUAGUCUUCUAUAUAUAUGGUAAUGAAACAUAAUUUUAGAUUUUUUUCUAUCUAGUUAAAGAUGUGUUACUGUGGAUUUGGACUUUUUUUUUUUCUCUUGGACUUUCCCCCCUUUUAUCAUAGCAGUAAUUUUUCUAAAAUGUAUAUUAGUAUUUUUGUGUGUGUGAAGUAUUCUUUGAGAGUCAGGCAAUAAGAUUAAUUGCAUUGAACCAGUUUUCAAAGAAUCUAGGGACUCAUAUAUGUCCUUGGGACAUCUGGCUUAAUCUUUAUUCUGCUAAGUCUGUUUGGGAAAUAUUUUCUUAGGAGAGAAUACCUCAGAUCCAGAAGCACAUUAAUAUGUAUUUUUUAUAAUCAUACUUCAGUUUUAGGUUUUUUAUUUUUGAUGGCUUUUCUUUUUCUCCUGGUUAGAGAUAAACAAGUGUAUUAUGAUAGAAAUAUCAUGGAAAUAUCUUUUUGAAACAUUUACAGUGAAAGUAUGCAAGACUUAGCAGCACAGGUGACGAGCGGUCUUCUGCAGUUCCCAGAAGUGACUAUUGAAGCCCUGGGAGAAGAUGAAAUCACAUUAGAAUCUGUACUUCGUGGAAAGUUUGCUGCAGGGAAAAAUGGACUUGCUUACUUGACUUGUGGCCCACAGCUUGAGGUAGUGCACUCUAUAACAGGAGAGCGGUUGUCUGCGUAUAGAUUCAGUGGACUGAGUGACGAGUCACCUAUCAUCCUCGCUGUGAAAGAGUUCUCUUGGCAGAAGAGAAGCGGAUUGUUGAUUGGACUGGAAGAUGCAGAAGGGAGUGUCCUCUGUCUCUAUGACCUGGGCAUAUCCCGAGUGGUUAAAGCAGUCGUUCUUCCCGGAAGGGUAAUAGCUAUUGAACCUAUAAUUAAUCAUGGAGGAGCCAGUGCAAGCACUCAGCAUUUGCACCCAAGUUUGCGGUGGCUUUUUGGGGUGGCAGCUGUGGCAACUAAUGUUGGACAGAUCCUUCUCAUUGACCUAUGUCUUGAUGACUUAUCAUGCAGUCAGAAUGAAGUGGAGGCAUCAGACCUUGAAGUUAUAGCUGGUAUUCCAGCCGAAGUACCACACCUCAGAGAACGUGCAAUAGGAGAAGGCCGCCAUCUGUGUUUCCAGUUAGUAAGCCCAUCGGGAACAGCAGUUUCAACUCUUAGUUACAUUAACAGGACCAAUCAUCUUGCUGUAGGUUUUUCUGAUGGCUACCUAGCACUCUGGAAUAUGAAAAGCAUGAAAAGAGAAUACUACACACAAUUGGAAAGUGGAAGGGUUCCCGUAUAUGCUGUUACUUUUCAAGAACCUGAGAAUGAUCCUCGUAAUUGCUGUUACUUGUGGGCUGUUCAGUCUACACAAGAUAGUGAAGGGGAUGUUCUGAGUUUGCAUCUGCUUCAGCUGGCCUUUGGGGAUAGAAAGUGUUUGGCAUCAGGACAAAUCUUAUAUGAGGGGUUGGAGUACUGUGAAGAAAGAUAUACACUGGACCUCACAUGUGGCAUGUUUCCUUUGAGGGGACAGACUAGUAAUACCAAACUGUUGGGAUGCCAGAGUAUAGAGAAAUUUCGAUCUCAUGGUGACAGGGAGGAAAGCAUGAGUGAAGCUCUGUCUCCUGACACUAGCGUUUCAAUCUUCACCUGGCAAGUGAAUAUAUAUGGACAAGGAAAGCCUUCUAUAUAUUUGGGGAUUUUUGACAUAAAUCGUUGGUAUCAUGCGCAAAUGCCAGAUUCACUAAGAUCGGGAGAAACUCUACAUAAUUGCUCUUAUUUUGCAUUGUGGUCGCUGGAUUCUGUUGUAAAUAUGACUUCUCCACAUUACAUCUUGGAUAUAUUAGUCCACGAGAGAAGUUUAAGUCGGGGACUUGCUCCUUCAUACUCGCCUCCUGAGCAGUUUUUUAACCCAAGUUCCUAUAACUUUGAUGCCACUUGUUUGUUAAACUCAGGAGUUGUUCAUAUAACUUGUACUGGCUUUCAGAAGGAGACUUUGACCUUUUUAAAGAAAUCAGGACCAUUUAUCAAUGAAGUUAUUUCUGAUAGUUAUAAUCGAUGUCUUAUGGCUGGCCUUCUCUCACCAAGACUUAUUGAUAUGCAGCCUUCCAGUUUAAGUCAGGAAGAACAAUUAAAAGCUGUAUUGUCAGCAGCAAUCCACACAAGUUCCCUGGGACUUUUGACUGGAUAUAUCAGGAGGUGGAUACUGGAUGAACAACCAAAUUCUGCUGCUAAUUUGCGCUUUGUUCUUGAAUGGACAUGGAAUAAAGUGGUUCUCACAAAAGAGGAAUUUGACAGACUAUGUACACCAUUAUUUGAUGGUUCGUGUCAUUUCAUUGAUCCACAGACUAUACAAUCCAUUCAGCAAUGCCAUUUGCUGCUUAGCAAUCUUAAUACAGUCUUAAGCUGUUUUGCAACAGAGGCACAAGAGAUCACGGAAAGAGGCCGUAUGAACUUAACCAAUAAAUGUGUGGUUUCCCAGCUCAUCUGUCAGUAUGCACAAAUGGUUCUCUGGUUCUCUCACUCUGGGCUUUUACCAGAGGGCUUAGAUGAUGCUGUGCAGUUGUCAAGGUUAUGCUACAACUACCCUGUAAUUCAGAGCUACUACACCAGUCGUCGGCAGAAGUGUGAGCUUUUAUCAAGUGGGAAAUGGAACUCUGACUAUUUGAUGAUCGAUGGAAUGGUUUCUCAGUUAGGAGAUCGAGUUGAGAAAUUGUGGAAACGAGAUGAAGGAGGCACAGGAAAAUACCCUCCUCCUAGUCUGCAUGCACUACUUGACAUAUACCUACUAGACGAUGUUACUGAAACAAGCAAACAUUUUAUUACCAUUUAUUUGCUACUUGAUAUUAUGUAUUCAUUCCCAAACAAAACAGAUACUUCAAUUGAAUCAUUUCCAACUGCCUUUGCCAUUUCUUGGGACCAGGUUAAACUUAUUCAAGGAUUUUGGCUGAUCGAUCAUAAUGACUAUGAGACUGGUUUGGAUCUUCUGUUUCAUCCAGCUACUGCAAAACCUUUCUCAUGGCAGCAUUCAAAGAUUAUCCAAGCCUUUAUGAGCCAGGGCGAGCACAGACAAGCCCUCAGAUAUAUUCAGACAAUGAAGCCAACAGUAUCCAGUGAUAGUGAUAUUAUCCUUCACAUCACUGUUUUGCUUUUUAAUAGGUGCAUGAUAGAGGCCUGGAGUUUACUGCGAUACCAUUCUAGUAGAUCGAAUAUAGAGGAGUUACUAGAGCACACGUAUAAAGGCUGUCAGGAAAUGGGCUUAAUGGAGGACUUACUGAAGCUACCAUUUACAGACACUGAGCAGGAGUGUUUGGUGAGGUUUUUGCAGUCCAGCACCAGUGUUCAGAAUCAUGAGUUACUUUUAGUUCACCAUUUACAACGUGCCAAUUACAUCCCUGCCUUGAAGCUGAACCAAACUCUGAAGAUUAAUCUUACGAAUGAUCGUGAUCCUCACUUGCGGGAGAGAUCUGUGGCACGAAAUUCUAUAUUAGAUCAGUACGGAAAAGUUCUUCCGAGAGUCCAUCGGAAAUUAGCCAUGGAACGAGCUAAGCCUUACCGUGUGCCAACAUUAUCAGUUAUUCGAAAAGUUUCUCAGCCCAAACCAUUAUCAGCAGUUCCAAAGCGAGCUGUAAUAGGGACUGUGUUAACAAGAUCUACUUUCAUCCAUAACGUGUUAUCUAAAGUUGGAGAGGUUUGGAAAAGUGAUGAGCCUAAAAAUAGCACCUUAGCCUACAACAGACUGCUGGAUUUGGUUGUGCAUCCUGUUCCCCAGCUGUCUCAGUGUUUGGGGUUUAUUCAGCAAACCCCCCCCAGAUAUCCUUUGUACCUAACACCUACUUCAUUGUCAGUAAGUUCACCAAUAAAAGGAUCACAUCAGAAUACCUCCAGGGCUUCAGAAUUACAUUUACUUGAAACUCCUGUUGUGGUGAAGAAAGCUAAAACUUUGGCCAUGUCAAUUACUUCCUCUGGAUUUGCCGAGUUCACUCCUCAAUCCAUCCUAAGGUCUGGUCUUCGAUCAACACCUUUAGGGUCUCCCUCUCAGUCACCUGGAAGGUCUCUUACUCCUCCAUUACGGCUUAAAGAAACUAGAAUUUCAUUCAUGGAAGAUGGCAUGACCACAAAAUGGACUUCUGGAGCUGCAGAUGAUAGCAAAACAAAAGCAUUUGUGACCAGACCUUUCUACAAAUGUGGACUUCCAGGAGACACGGAGUGGCUGGCGAACAAAGAUAAGACACCUUUUUCCCUGAAUGGCCCUGACAUGGGCCAUCAAGAAAUGGACGCGAGGUCAGAAAAUACUCCUUCACGGAGUUUGGAGAAACUGGAUGUGAGCAAAGAAAACAGCAAUGUUUCUACCGAGUCACUGGAGUACCAAGACGCCCCAUCGCCAGGAGAGUUUGAACAUGUCAUGGCUGCGAAGCCAGCCAGUGCUUCCACUGGACUGAUGACUAAUCCAGCUGAAAAGACUGAGAAGGACAAUGAUGAAGAUGUGUUUGAGUCAGUAACUCCUCUAGAGCUGGAGAAACCAGCAGGCACUUUAGAAGAUGGAGAAACAAAGGCUGUCUUAGUUGCAGAAGAAGCACUUUCAGUAUUAAAUCACUCAAGCCCUAUUCAAGGGGUUGACACUUCUCUUUGUGUGCCAUUAACCCAUGAAAGGAAAAUCCUCACCCCGAAGUCCAAGGUACCAAUUUUAGACGAAAUAUCAGUUGAAACCUGCACCUCUACAAUUAGAGCAGCUAUGGCCGAUGUCCUUGGUGAUAGCGGAAGCUCUGGGCUCGUUACCUCUGAAAGUCCUGUUAUCUCUGAACAUAGGCUUGACCAGGAAAUAGUGAAUUUAGAAGAAGAUCAUGAAAUAGAAGUUGAUGCACUAAAAGAAAGUGUUGACUUACCAGAAGAAAAGCCUCCAAUUUCUGACGAUUCUCCUGAUACUCAAAAAAUUCAUGUAAUUGAAAAUGAAAAGCUUGAAGUUCAAGACUCAGGACAAGAGGCUAAGAAUCUUUCCUUUACUGAGUAUCCCUCAGGAACUCUUAAGCUUCAAUAUAAUUUUGAGACCAUAGAGCAACAGUUCUGUGACUUGCCUGAUAACAAAGACUCUGCUGAGUGUGGUGACAUUGCUGAAGCAGAUGGGGAACUCUUUGUGGCUCAGAGCAACUUCACCUUGAUAUUGGAAGGUGAAGAGGAAGUUGAGACAGGUGAUUCUGCAGCAUCUAAUGUGCUAGCUAAAGCAGCUAACACAGUAACUGAUUCAAAACAUGUAUACACUGGGGAAAAUGAUGACCAUGGACAUGUUGCAAACUUGCCAUCUGUCAUAACUAAUGAACAGGACUCCCAAAAGACAGAGGCCUUACCGAAUGUGCCUGAACCAAUUACAGCAGCAGUAGCAGAAAAUGUACUAGAUGUAAUUAAAGACACAAGAAGUAAAGACAUUACUUCAGAUACGAUGGAACAGUCCAUUCAUGUAAACAUACCUUUAAUAAGCCAAAAGGUAAGGAGUUCCACCAAGUCAGUCAAAUCUCCAUUGAAGACUGCUCAGGAAGCAAGUACAGUGACUAUGAAUGUUAACCAAGUUAAUGACAUGACUCCAUCCAGACCUCGAACCCGACGACAACGGACCCAAAGCCUGGAGGUGAAAUCAGUGCAACAGGAAGAGUCAGCAGAUGCUGCUCCGCCUGAGAUGCUAGGACUCUCAGUUAGAAAGAAAACUAGGAAAACAAAAGAAACUUCGGAGGCUUCGGAAAGUGCCUUUCCUAGUGUCAAAGAACCAUCUCAGACCCAGCAAAUACCUCAAGAUGCUCUUACUCCUAAGAGAGGAAGGAGAAAGAAAGACACGUUAGAGAGUCUUCAUUCUGUGGAACAAGAAUUACAGGUCACUCCAGGAAGGGUAUUAAGAAGUUCAAGAUCUCAGUUGUUGGAACCAGCAACCACAGAAACUUCUCUUACAAAAGAAGCUAAGCUUUCAUCUGUUACAAAAAAGACUCCUAAAAGAAUGAAAAAAUCUGUAGAAAAUCAGGAAAGUGUUGAAAUUGUAAAUGAUCUAAAAACCAGUAAAGUAGCAAGUCCUAGCAUAAGUAACAAAAGAUUGAGACCUGCUAAUUUAGAAACUUCUGAAAACACAGGACAUGAACAAGAUGGGAAGUUAAGUGAACAGCAGCUGCCUGUUCAAGGGAGUAAAAGGGUUAAAAAGAGAGACAUUAAGGCAUCAGAUGUUAGAGAAGACUCUAAACUUGAUUCAUCUUCUUUGACUCUUCAAGCAGAAGGUGAUAUACCUGCUACACCUAGGAAACGUGGUAGACCAAGGAAAAUUAAUCCAUCACUAGAUGUAGGAUCCGAGGCUGUUAAGGAAGAGAACAGUCCUAAGAAGAGCAAAGUUCAAAAGAGAUCUGCGAGAAACACCCCAGCUAAAAGUGAAAAUACUGAGGUUGGAAAACCAACUUUAGAAAAAUCAGUUUUAGUGCCAAAUGAGGAACUUGUUACAGUGAUGAGUUCUAAGAAAAAGAUUACAAAAAGGAUUGAAAAUCAAAGCCAAAAACGUUCAUUACGCUCAAUACCUGAAAAAUACAUAGAUGAAGACAUGGCGCAGAAGGAACCCAAGGACCGAGAAGAAAAAUUACUUGCCAAAACUCCUGUGACUCAGUUUUCCCGUAGCACAAGGACUAGGUCUAGCAAGGCCAUUUUACUGCCAGACUUUUCUGCACCAGAAAAUGAGUCUUUAUUUUCUCCUGUGUCAAAGGUUUCAAGGAAAGAUAAAGCUAUAAAAGUAGAAGCUCCUGAACAGCUGAAAGAAUUAAUCUCAGACUUAUCUUCUCCAUUUGUCCUCUCACCUCCUGCUCUGAGGACCAGGCGGAAGAACAUGUCUAAGACACCCCAACUUGUGCAGGAACUGGAAGAUGAUGCUGUGGGACAGCAAAGAGUGAAAAGAAUGAGGACUGGAAAAACGAAACAAGCAAGCAGAACCACAGAGAAAGACAGUUGGUCACCUCCUCCAGUAGAGAUUAAGCUCAUUUCUCCCUUGGCAACCCCAGCUGAGAGAGUGAGGAGCAGGCCGAGGAGAACCAUCGAGGAGACGGGAAAAGCUCUGGGGAGGAACAGGAAGAGACCGUCUUCCUUCCCAAAACAAAUUGUCCGCAGAAAAAUGCUGUAACUGUUUCCAAGUUUUAUUGUACACCUGUUUGUAAAGUCACCAGAAUUAUGUGGAUUAUUAAAAAUCACCUAAUUUGGAAGACAGUAAUUUAUAUAAAUUGUAAAUUUUUGUAAACAGAAGGUCUUCCAUAAGUAAAAUCACUCCAUAUGGAGUAUGAUUCUUUUAGUGGAGGCAUUUUAUCCCUAUUUUAUAUUAAGACUUCAGACAUUUAUAUAAUAUGUAAAUAUGGCUUAUUAGAAUGUUAAAUAAAGUAUACACUUCAUAGGAGUUUGUGUCGGUUAGAUUUUUGAGAGGAAUUUGUUUUAGUGAUGAUUUUAUACGCUAGCAGGCAUUGGGCCCAUUGUCUUUCUCUACAGUUAAAAGUAUUAAACCAAUCUUAAAAUGAGGACAACUGAACUGCUAAGUUUUUUAAGUUGCUGUUUUAUAAUUUAUGCACUUUUGCUUCUGUGAUUAAGAUUUCUAAUAAAGUAUUUGGGGGGGGUGUGGUUGCUAUGUUCAAGUUGAAUUAUGGGCAUGUAAUUUUGCCACUUUUUUGUAGUUUAACAAAUUUUAUGUAUUCUACCUCAGAUGAGUAACUUUCUAAGUAAUGCAUUGGUUAAAUGUAAUGGUAUUUCUUGUUCAGCAGGCUUAAAGGCUAUUAUUUUUAAAGUCUCUAAAUUAUUCAGAGACUAAUUAUCCAGGUUAGAUUGACCGGUUCACUGCUCACUAGCAACUUCUUAAAAGGGUUUGAGAAGCAGGGGAAUGUAAAAAAAAUCUCUCUCAUGGAUAUUCAUUGUACCUUGUGUGCAGCUAGUAUUGAUAGAACGUGAAGUCUGGAGAAAUUUUAUUAUUGCUUUGAAGGAGCUUGCUACUGAAUCACAGAAAUCCCUUAAUAUUCAGGUUUUUAAACUGGCAGAUUCUCACAGGACCUCAGGCACAGACCAUUGAGGAUGGGAAAGUGUGUGAGUAGAUGUGGGAAAAGGAAAAGAAAAACAACACUGUUCUCUGUUGUAUGACUGUGCAAUUACGUGGUGAUACUUGGUGUAGGCUCUAAAAUUCAAUAAGUGUUGUAAAAUAAUUUAUAAGAGGUGAUGGAUAGUGUGUAAUGAAUGGACCAUUAAUUGAUUGUCUAGAAGCAAACUGCUUUUGUUGGCUAAACUUUUAAUGUUAAGCGUAAGGAGUGUGCUUUCUAUAUUAUUUUUCUACCAAAUGGCAAUACGAAUAAUGAGAGGAUGAUGCACAUGCCUACACCAAGUACUGACAGUGUGGAGUAGCCGUGCGAGUGCGGCCUUUUAGUCACUUAGUGAUCAAUGUUCCCUUGCCUUGUCGGAAAUUUGACUAUGACUUAUAUUUUAUUUUUAAAAUUUUAGUUAUCAAACUUGUAUUUAAGCUGCUUGUCAUUUAUGGAAUAGUAAACUUAUUUAAAUGAACUUGUUAAAUGAGUAAUUUAAAGAUCUAAAUAAUUCAGUAAACACUUAAUUUCAUCCUUUGCACAAGUAGCACAAUAAAAAAAUUGACAAGA
Molecule: messenger RNA, 8876 nt
Organism: Myotis lucifugus (little brown bat)
Lineage: Eukaryota; Metazoa; Chordata; Mammalia; Chiroptera; Vespertilionidae
Gene: AHCTF1
Product: AT-hook containing transcription factor 1
Exons: 34
Coding region: 737-7375 (2212 amino acids)
Source: RefSeq, a predicted model, not a curated record